GAUAGUUUGUGGUAGGAUUAGGACGAAAAACAGCGGUUCUGUAUAGAAUGUAUACAACUACGACCUAAAUAUCGUGAAAUGUUGGAUUUAAGGCUAGGUUUGGGGGUAGGAUUACGAUGAAAACAUCGCUCAUCCGGUGAGAUUUCACGAGAUUUUGGCCGUAGCUGUAUUCAUUCUAGCCACAACCACUCAUCCACUGCUGCUGCUCCUGCUACUGUGGAAAUGUUUCCCAAAACAAUCCGAAAAGUUUUGAUAUAAAAUGUCCACUCAAAACUUCCAGCGAGCAGAAGUCGAUGCUCAGGAAGAGCUCGCGGUAAAAGAGGAACUAAACAAGAAGAUCAAAGAACAAAAGAUUGUAGUCGACGAAUUGUCCAAUCUGAAGAAAAAUAGGAAAGUGUACAAGCAGCAGCCCAACAGCAAUAUAUUCUUCAUGGCAGACAAAGAAGAGGUUCUCAGCUCUUGUAAAAAGGAAUUGGACAUCAUGAGAAAGGACUAUCAAGAUAUAUAGGACUGUGUAAAAAUGUGUGGGAUCUGUUGUGUGGUCAGUUUGACCACGCUGCGAAAUCCACUCGAGGAGAGUGUGCGUGAAGAGCUUAAAAACAGAGG
Molecule: messenger RNA, 606 nt
Organism: Paramisgurnus dabryanus
Lineage: Eukaryota; Metazoa; Chordata; Actinopteri; Cypriniformes; Cobitidae
Gene: asdurf
Product: ASNSD1 upstream open reading frame
Source: RefSeq, a predicted model, not a curated record